AUGGAGGCGGAAACUGACACAGCCUACAACAAUGCGAUCGAACAAGUUCGCGCCAAGGAGUAUCCUAUGCUGCAGAAUACAACCUAUCUUGAUCACGCUGGCACCACGCCCUACGCCAAAUCCUUGAUGGAGCGCUUCUCUGCCGAUAUGGUUGCGAACCUCUACGGCAAUCCGCACUCGUCCUCCAACGCCUCCCAACUGACAACCCGGCGGAUCGAAGACGUACGGCUUCGGCUUUUACACCUGUUCAACGCCCACCCGCAAGAAUUUGACGUGGUAUUUGUGGCCAACGCCACCUCUGGCAUCAAGCUCGUCAUGGAUGCAUUUCGUGACCAGGAUGACGGCUUCUGGUACGGUUAUCACAGAGAUGCACAUACAAGCCUCAUAGGAGUGCGCGAGGCGGCGGCCGAACACCGAUGCUUUACUUCGGACAGCGAGGUGAACGAAUGGAUCCACGACCAGGGCAGGGCGGUUGGUCCGGCACAGCUUUUUGCAUAUCCGGCCCAGUCCAACAUGAACGGACGUCGACUACCGUUGGAUUGGUCCCACCGUAUUCGCACCAACAAACAAGACUCUGUGUAUACCCUGCUAGAUGCUGCCGCCCUUGUUUCAACCUCGCCUCUUGACCUCAGGAAUGCAGACGAGGCUCCCGACUUCAUUGUAUUGAGCUUGUAUAAGAUGUUUGGGUUUCCAGAUCUUGGCGCCUUGAUUGUCAGGCAAGCAUCAGCAUCGGUAUUCGACAAACGACGCUACUUUGGUGGCGGCACUGUCGAGAUGGUUGUAUGCCUAAAAGAGCAAUGGCAUGCAAAGAAGACUGAUUCGCUUCAUGAAAGGCUUGAGGAUGGCACAUUACCGAUACAUAGUAUCAUGGCGCUUGACACGGCAAUGAUACUACACCAGGAACUUUACACUUCACUGGACAGGAUUUCAAGACAUACCACCUUUCUUGCCCAAAGGCUGUACGAAGGGCUUUCGUCACUACGACACGGUAAUGGUGAGGAGGUAUGCCACGUCUACAAGGACCCGGCGUCCAGAUAUGGAGACUCGCUUACCCAGGGCCCUGUUGUUGCUUUCAAUUUCCGGAAUGCGUGUGGCGGCUGGAUCAGCAACGCAGAGGUGGAGAAACUGGCCAUGGUAAAGAACAUCCAAGUCAGGACUGGCGGCCUCUGUAAUCCUGGAGGCGUUGCAUCAUCGCUAGGAUUGGCACCAUGGGAGAUGCGAGAAAACUUUUCUGCCGGGCAACGGUGCGGUAACGACAACGACGUCAUUCGCGCGAAGCCGACAGGAAUGAUACGCGUCAGCUUUGGAGCAAUGAGUACCCUAUCAGAUGUGGCAAACUUUGUUGGAUUCGCGCGCGAGUUCUUCAUACAAGCAAGCCCACCGGUGAAUGCGUCUCCAAUCAGGGCUGUUGAACUCGAGCCACCAACGCAAAGUCGCUUACACGUGGAGAGGCUGUCUGUCUAUCCUAUCAAAAGCUGUGCGGCCUUCAGUGUACCGCCGGCCAGCCCAUGGGAGGUGCGCCCAGAGGGCCUCGCGUGGGAUCGGGAGUGGUGUCUUGUACAUCAAGGCACGGGAGCCGCACUGAGUCAGAAGCGAUACCCAAAGAUGGCAUUGAUACGCCCCAGUAUCGAUCUCGAAAAGGGUCUGCUACGCGUGAACCUAUCAGGCGCUCUAUUAGAUACGACUGAUACGCACGAGAUUACAGUGCCUCUCUCGGCUGAUCCACGGCUGUUUGCAGAUACAGCGGUAUAUAAGGAUGCGAGCGCCAAGGUAUGCGGAGACUCGAUCCAAGCCAAGACAUAUCGGUCCAGUGAGAUAUCGUCUUUUUUUACGCAAGCCCUUGGGGUGGCCUGUCACCUUGCGCGCUUCCCUCCUGUUAGCAGUGGGAGUGGCGUUUCCCGACACUCGAAAGCGCAUCUACAAAAGUACCAGAAGGCGGGCGCUAUGCGAGUACCCGGCGCCUUUCCAGAAACGGUUCCCAGCAUGCCCGGCGCGUGCGUUUCAAAGCCCAUCUUGCUAGCAAAUGAGAGCCCCAUCCUUACUAUAUCGCGAUCGAGUCUCAACCGCCUGAAUGAGUUGAUCAAGGCAGAGGGCGGUAAGGCAGCGCAAGCAGAGGUAUUCAGAGCCAACAUUGUGGUUGCGGAGAAUCCAGCAUACCCGCCUGGGCUUGAGGACCCGUAUGCUGAAGACGACUGGCGCUACCUUCAGAUUGGCCAGCAGUACUUUGAAAUGCUUGGAGCGUGUCGAAGAUGCCAGAUGGUUUGCAUCGAUCAACAAACGGCGGAAAGGAACCAGGAGCCGUUUGUGACGCUUUCCAAGACACGUCGAUUUGACGGGCGCGUCUACUUUGGAGAGCAUAGCUGCCAUGUACCGUGGGGUGAUGUGUCAUGGCCUCUAGGGCAGAACCCGAUGAUUGCGGUCGGAGAUGCCGUGAGGCCUAUUAAAGAGGACGAGGUAGACGGGAACACGUCUCGUCAGCUCGUCUCAGAUCGUCGUCGUCGUCGUACCCGGCCCCGGUUGCUCAGCUGCAUCGCCACGUUCAGCUUCAGAUUACGGCUCCCAUCACACAUCCGAAUCGCAAGCCGCGAAUCAGGCUGCACUUCAGGCCGGUCAAAGUCGCGAGACCUGCAGGCGCGGAACAAAUCACACAUCUUGUUUCAGCGUAGGCCAGCGAAUCGCGGGCCAGUGGAGGUGUUCGCCAGUGCACGGGGCCUGCAUAUCCUAGUCCUCGGCGCUUAG
Pyrenophora tritici-repentis Pt-1C-BFP is the source of this 2739-nucleotide messenger RNA. RefSeq names its product CsdB, Selenocysteine lyase. Gene Ontology annotation, molecular function: pyridoxal phosphate binding; molybdenum ion binding; molybdenum cofactor sulfurtransferase activity. Gene Ontology annotation, biological process: Mo-molybdopterin cofactor biosynthetic process. The record is from RefSeq and is a predicted model, not a curated record. Lineage: Eukaryota; Fungi; Ascomycota; Dothideomycetes; Pleosporales; Pleosporaceae.